Molecule: messenger RNA, 783 nt
Organism: Batrachochytrium dendrobatidis JAM81
Lineage: Eukaryota; Fungi; Chytridiomycota; Chytridiomycetes; Rhizophydiales
Exons: 2
Coding region: 1-783 (260 amino acids)
Source: RefSeq, a predicted model, not a curated record
AUGAAACUUUUAAUCGCUAUAUUGUCAUCGAUCCUGCUUACUUGUUCAGUUACUGUUGCCAACCCAACUAUUCCCACUGCAACUACAAGUACCGAAUACAGCACUUCAACAGUUCUUCCCAGCGCAACUACAGAUGCUGCUUCUAGUCCUUUGGCCAGUUCUGUUGCACCUUCAAAUAAAGCUAAAGCUUUGCUCAAAAGCUACAUUCAAACCCAACAAACUCAUGAUGAAGCAAAGAGAAAACAUGCCUUGUUAGAAACCAGAUAUGGUGUUGAAAUUGAUCUUAUAACUGAGCUGGAGGAAAUACUCGAGGAUUUCGAAAGAAAGUAUCGGAAAAGCAAGCAAGGUUCAAAUCACAACAACAAACUUUUGAAAGCCAGAUUUGAUUGUGAAUUCCAAUCUUCCAAACUCAUUGGGCUUACAAGAGAGCUUUCAGAAUCUGAGUACGGUAUUGCUGAAUUGUCUUGGAAAUUAUAUCUUAUUGCAAAAGAACUUGUGGCAUUAGUUUUUGGAGAAAUUCUGGACAAAUGCCUGAUUAAUGAGCGUAUGAGUUAUAUACUAUCAAGUCCAAUUGUUGUGAAACAGAUUGCCAAAGUGUAUGAUGAUUUACCACAAAAUCCUCAACAUUCCAAUCCAUCCUCAUCAUAUGAAGAAGCAACAAGUUCUGGAACUUGUCCCAGGCCACAGAGAGCUUCUUCCAGGAUUAAAACUAAGUCGUUUGGAUGUUACAACAGCUCUGUUCCAAACAAUCAGUCCAUGAUUAAAAAUGACUUGCACAACUGA